Paramecium tetraurelia is the source of this 1332-nucleotide messenger RNA. RefSeq lists its product as uncharacterized. The transcript has 5 exons. Gene Ontology annotation, biological process: endocytosis; peptidyl-serine phosphorylation; signal transduction. Gene Ontology annotation, cellular component: nucleus; cytoplasm. NCBI's taxonomy places the organism in Eukaryota, Ciliophora, Oligohymenophorea, Peniculida, Parameciidae. Gene Ontology annotation, molecular function: ATP binding; protein serine/threonine kinase activity. The record is from RefSeq and is a predicted model, not a curated record.
AUGUCUGACAUUUAGCAAGGACAAAUAGUGGCCAAUUUAUACAAAGUUCUAAAACUACUUUCUUAAGGUUCUUUUGGGAAGGUAUAUCUGGGGAGAAACUUAUAAACUCGAGAGAAUGUAGCUAUAAAAGUGGAAAAAUAGUAAAUAGAGGUACAUCUUUUAGAAAUAUUUUAGAUAGACAUUUUAAUUGAACUGCAAGGAGUCCAAGGAGUCCCAGAAUUAAUUUGGUUUGGGGAACAAAAUGGUUUAUAAAUAAUGAUUACGAAUAUGCUGGGAUUUGAUUUGAUGCACUUUUUGAAAAAACAUAAAAAAUUUACUAUGGAUUGCGUCUACAAUAUUGCAUAUCAAAUGUUGGAGAUUUUAGAAAAAUCACAUGAGCUAAAUAUCAUUCAUAGAGAUUUGAAACCAGAGAACAUUUUAGGAAGAGUUAAUAGUAAUCAAAUACAUUUAAUUGAUUUCGGAAUAGCCAAAGAUUUAACAAAAAAGUCUAAAUUUACUAAUUAAAAAAUCCCAUUCAUCGGAACGAGUAGAUAUGCAAGUAUAUCAGCUCAUUUUGGAGAAGAAUAAAGCAGAAAAGAUGAUUUGGAAGCUUUAGGAUAUGUCCUUAUAUAUUUGAUUAAGUAAGAGUUACCAUGGAUGAAAUGUGAGAAAAUAUAAGAGAAUCGCUUAAUGAAAAUUGGAUAAUUGAAGAAAAACAUUCCUUUAGAAAAACUUUGUGAAGGAUGUCCUUCCCAGAUUCUGAAUUACAUGAAGUAAAUCCAGAAUUUGACAUCACAAUAAAUUCCAAAUUAUCGAAAGCUAAAAGGGCUGUUUGAAAAUAAUCCUCUGCAUAUAAAAUGGUUUAUUUUUGAUUGGUACAAAGGUCAUUAUAAAAAUUAUAAAACCAAACAAGAAUGGAAAGUAAAUCAGUAACAAAACAAGAAAUAUGAUAGCGCUUAAUAAAUCUAAAUCUAAUCGUCAAUAGAAAAAACCCCAUCUAAAGCAUCUCGAAUAAAUAGAUCAACUACAAUGAAUGGCAACUCUAAUCCCUCUUCUUAAUUAAAUAGUAUGGAAUCUUAUAAUAAAAGACGAUCAAUCAAGAGUACAGACAGCAUUUAUGUUGAUUUUGUGAAUUCUGAUUCUUACUUUCUUUCUAAGAAAACUUACAGCAAAGAUAAAACUGCUAAUCAUUUUUCUGAGGUUGAUGAAUUCAUGCCACUCAGGGAUCAACUCUAACUUAUGCAAUUAGAAAAUUAGGAUCUUGAGGUGAAGCAUAAAUUACUGCAUUAUCGUUCUGUAAACUUCAAUUUCAAGAAUCCUAUAUAAAGAUAUCUUUAGUUCUAAAUCAAUUGA